GUAGCUUGCCCCACCUCCCCACGCUGCCCCUUUGGAGCCAGUGCGCUUGCGCAGCUCCCUUGAGCAGAGGUCGGGAACAUGGCCGCGCGGUCCCUGUGGGCGGUCCGGCGGCGGGUGCAGCGCCUCCUGGCCUGGAGUGCCGCCCCUGACGGCAGAAGAGGGCCGCAUCCUUUCAGCACUGCCACUCAGAGAACCACUGGCGAGGACUGCAGUUCCGAGGACCCUCCUGAUGAACUUGGACCCUCUCUUGCAGAAAGAGCCUUAAAGCUAAAAGCUGUUAAACUGGAGAAGGAAGUCCAGGAUUUAACAGUGAGAUACCAAAGAGCUGUAGCUGAUGGUGAAAACAUAAGAAGGCGAACCCAGAGAUGUGUAGAAGAUGCCAAGAUAUUUGGAAUUCAAAGUUUCUGUAAGGACCUGGUGGAGGUGGCAGACAUUUUGGAGAAGACGACAGAGUGCAUUUCUGAAGAAGCAGAGCCUGGGGAUCAGAAGCUCACUCUGGAGAAGAUCUUCCGAGGGUUGUCACUUUUAGAGGCAAAGCUGAAAAAUGUGUUUGCUAAGCAUGGCCUGGAGAAGAUGACACCCAUCGGUGACAAAUAUGACCCUCAUGAGCAUGAACUCAUUUGUCAUGUGCCUGCUGGUGUUGGGGUGCAGCCUGGCACUGUAGCCUUAGUCAGGCAAGAUGGCUACAAGCUACACGGCCGCACCAUCAGACUCGCUCGGGUGGAGGUGGCAGUGGAGUCUCCGAGAAGACUCUGAGGGCCCGCGGGGACUGCGCGCUUGCCCAGCGUGCGCUCACCUGUUUCCUUUAUUUAUUAAGCUUGGUUUGUAUUGUACAUGAGCUACUUCAUGUGAUCUGGUUUGGAUUUAGUCAUAUUGGCUUUAUUUCUGGCUACUCUGUUGAUUUCACAUGACCUGUUCGGUCUCAUCAGAAUCCUUGCCCUUGGGCAUUUGAACAAUGUGACAAGUGUUUGUAUGAUCUUUAUCAGAAUAUGUUUAGGAAAAUUGUUUUAAUUUGAUACUCUGAUCACGUUCAAUCCAAAAUCUUCUUAAAAGAUAAAGACGAGUAUAGGUUUAUAUAUUUCCAAAUGAUUGUUCUACUCUAAUAUCCUUAUCAUGGUUUGUUAGGAUCUUACAUCUUGUGGGUAAAGGAGAUGAUAAGGAUUGGUUCAACAUUUGUGUACUUAGAUGGUAAAACUUUGUAAUUGUAUGGAUUUAGAUCAUUUGGGUUGAUUUUUAUGGAUUUUGGGGGCUUUUUCUCUUCAGCACUCAUUUGUCCUCAUAGGCCCUGCCAGGCACAUGGCUUAGUCCUCAUCGAGCCUUUCUGGCUCCAUUUACAAAAACUGCAGGCCCAGGCUAGACUUGGGAGGCGGGGAACAUCGAAACAUUGGAACUGCCCAGGGGCCUGCGAGGGAUGGUGACCAGCAAGCCUUGUGCUUUCCUUGCUGUGUCUCACUGCUCUUGGCCUCCCUGGGAGAUGAGGCGGUGGGAGCAGCUUAUUUUAUAUAAAGUGUUUCAUAUUGUUACCUACAGUUUUUCUUUCAUGGGCCCUAAAAUCUAGUUUGUCUUGUGAUCCUUUACCUAUUAAUUAGAUAGAUAAAGGGGAAAUGGUCAAGACAAAAAUGUUAGGUUCCCACCAUUUCUCAUUUCAUUGAGUUGUGUUGAUUUUCUUUCAUCCUUUCUCACAAGUCACUACCUCUGUCACAUUGACAAACUUCAGUUCCUAGUUAUUACAUCAUGGUGUGAACAUCUCACUCCCCUUUCUAUAUUUACCUGGUGUCAUUAAGCCUACGUGUUUCUGAAUUUUUCAGUAUUGCUUAUAACUAGUAGUUUAUUCAAUAAAUGGAUACGCAAAUAAAUUAACCAGACUGUAGAAAGGAGAUCAGUUGUUGAUAGCUUAAUGUUAGAAGGGGCCUAAAUGACAAUCUAAUCUUUCCAGCCAGCUGCUCCUGAAGUAUGAAAAUGUAGUGCUUUUAGAAAUGGACUCAAGGGAAAAGAACAAUCUCUAAAACUAGUGAGCUAAACUUCAGUGGGAACUUAAAUAAGCAACAGCUAGAUACUAACAUCAGUCAUGGAAGUGUCAACAGUUCUUUACUAAACGUGCAGUUAUGUUCCCAGCAGACAAUUGUGUGUUAGAAGUGCAGGUUGCAUAGGUUUAAGUUUUAAUUAGUCACCAUUAAGGUAAGUCCAUGUCUCCUAGCACUAAGUCGACCCCAGUGCAGUGGAGUGGUAAAAGUUACCGUAAAUGUCUUAUGAAGUCUGGGAAUCUGCACAGACAUGUGUCAGUAAAACAUCCGCCAGUGGGCUGUACCACCUCCACCACAUUUAGACACUUAAAAAAAAUAACAUCUUUUUAAAAUGCAGAAAACGGGUCACAUCCAGAAUCUCUUGGCAUUCCAUUGAGCACAUACUGUGAUUUAAUGGCAAUCAGAUUUCACAAUAGGAAUUUGUCUUUUUUGCCCCCUUUUUUUUUUUUUUUUGAGCCUGAACCAUCAUUUUCGGUAUGGAAUGUUCUGUACUUGAGUUUUCUAAUACUCCUUGCAACUUCCUCUCUUAGCAGGUAUAAUGAGAAUAAUUACAGAUUUCUUCACUAGUUUUAUAGACUUUAAUGUAUAGACAUUGAAAAUGGACACUUACAGUAUGAGUCACCAAACGUUGAAGGGCUUUGGGGAGCCCCGGCAGCAUAACCAGGCAGAGGCUUGAACACGAACCCCACCAGAGAUGCCUAAUCUGGGGCAUCUGAGUCUGCUUCUUGUUUGGAAAAAGAUUGUAAUUAUUGUCACAAUAGUGUAAGGCUCAAAUGUAAAUUGCCUACUACAGUACAUGCGCAAAUAUUUUUAUUUCUUUUCAUCUACACAUUUCCCCCCCGUUUUUGUAAUCGACUAAAGUCUAGGGAAAAUGGGAAAACUAAGAGCCACUCCACUAUUCAAAAAACUAUAAACAUUAUUAGUCAGAGGGACUUUCCUCCCAGCUCUAGUUAUUUUUUGGCUGGUUUGUCUUUUAAACAUUGCACAGGAAAUUCGUCUUUUUACACUAACAGAGCAAGGAGAUUCUCUUCAUUAUUUUCAUCUUGAUGAAAAAAUGAACAGACACUGUUGACAUACAUGUGAUAUGUAAGGAAGCUCCGGCUCAUUCGAAGAAGGGAUUUUGGAGGAUAUUUGACUUCUGCAAAUCUUUUACAGAUUUUCCUCGCUACCAUAAAAGGAAUUCAGUUUGAUACGUGAGUUACUUGGUGCUUUUUCACAGCAAGGGACUUGAUAAAUGAAGAAAACUUCCAAAGCAAAAGUAGAAUUGCAAAGGAAGGAUGAACUAUUGAGAAAUAACUAAUAAAGCCCAAGUUGAGAUCACUGGGGUUCACGUGUUUGGUUUCUGUCUGCCUAGCUCACGUUUGACGUGAUGACUGUGAGGGCUGCUGGGCCACCCCUGUGACCUUCUGGAAGAUUGCAAGUGCUGAGGUCGCACUUGAUCAGCGGGGGGAGUGCAGACACUACACACCCUGCCUCAGAUGUAGUCUUACUUUUCUGCCUUGCUCACUUGUCUCUGACACCUAUGUAUUUCCUCGCUCUGGACUCCUGUUGGCUACGUUCCUGUCUGGCAUUGCCUCAUUGUCUGUGUUUUCAUCUUGGUUAUAAUUCUGUUUUCUGCCUCACUGCAGCUGCUGCCCUCCUGAUCAGUCUCAUCCAGAUUACUGGCACGGGGCUUUGUUUUGACUUGCGGCUUCCAUGAGUCCUUCGACUGGCUGUCCUGGCUUACCUUGGCUACU
Molecule: messenger RNA, 3760 nt
Organism: Condylura cristata (star-nosed mole)
Lineage: Eukaryota; Metazoa; Chordata; Mammalia; Eulipotyphla; Talpidae
Gene: GRPEL2
Product: GrpE-like 2, mitochondrial (E. coli)
Exons: 4
Coding region: 79-756 (225 amino acids)
Biological process (GO): protein import into mitochondrial matrix; protein folding
Cellular component (GO): PAM complex, Tim23 associated import motor
Molecular function (GO): adenyl-nucleotide exchange factor activity; protein-folding chaperone binding; protein homodimerization activity
Source: RefSeq, a predicted model, not a curated record